AUGCUAGCUGCAAGGGAUAUGGAUGAUGGGGCUACCGUCGCAAGUGCUGCCAAGCUCGCCGUACAACUUGAAGCAAUGAAGGCCGACGUUUCGGAUCUCUGUGGGGAACUGGAAACUGCCACAUCAGCGCUCAAGUCCACCAAAGCUAAGUCGGCCGCAGAGGAAGCUCGGAUUCAGGAACUUGAGGCCAUGAUGGCACACCAGCAGCUGGUUAAGGGAAAAUUGCGGGGGGCAAGCCCUUCUUCCAGCAAGACCAACUCAGCCGAUAGUGGGGGUGGCCCCAUCACCGUGGUCCCUAACCACCAACGGUCCCGUCAGGCACGGUUGCGGCGUCAGACGGAAGGUCGGAUUCGAAACUUACGCAACCAACCAUCCAGCCAGGCGGCCCACUCCUUGCUGGUUGCAUACUUAAAUUCUCUUUCUCCCGGGAACUUCUUUGGUGACGACUAA
Molecule: messenger RNA, 450 nt
Organism: Cylindrotheca closterium
Lineage: Eukaryota; Bacillariophyta; Bacillariophyceae; Bacillariales; Bacillariaceae
Source: the annotation of a GenBank genome assembly